Gigantopelta aegis is the source of this 20186-nucleotide messenger RNA. RefSeq lists its product as uncharacterized. Lineage: Eukaryota; Metazoa; Mollusca; Gastropoda; Neomphalida; Peltospiridae. Gene Ontology annotation, cellular component: membrane. Bases 147 to 18158 code for a protein of 6003 amino acids. The transcript is spliced from 28 exons. Gene Ontology annotation, molecular function: group II metabotropic glutamate receptor activity. Gene Ontology annotation, biological process: G protein-coupled glutamate receptor signaling pathway; regulation of synaptic transmission, glutamatergic. The record is from RefSeq and is a predicted model, not a curated record.
AACCGUAUAUUCAGUACCGGGGUUGGGCUAUGGCAAACGACAUAGCAUAGUAAGGGAAAACACACUUUUGUCUUGCUAAAACAUUUAUUGAGAAAAGGAUAGAGAGAAGGAUAAAAGUAUCGUGUCGUUGAUUAUCAGGAAUCAAAAUGGCGAGACUGCUGGUGCUGAUGGUAUUGUUUGUGUCAUCUGCUCGGGCCGAGGAUUUGGGCGCCGAGACGUGUGAUUCCACCAAGUCGUCCACAAAUGUCUUCCCAACCAACGCCAACGCGGUGAUUGGCGGACUCUUCGGGAUGAGACAACCAGGGACGGAUGGAUAUGCCUGUGGCCUACCAAAAAUCAAUACGAUGCAGAUGUACGAGGCAGCCCGGUGGGCGAUCAGUAACAUCAACAAUGGACAGAGACGUCUACCUAGCAUCACCUUGGGUAUGAAAGCCUAUGACACAUGUUUUGCGAUGACACGGGGCGUGACCGACUUCUACCCACGAUCCGUCUCACCCGAGGGAUUUUGUAGUCCCGUCAGUCCACAACAAAUUACUUUAGGUUUCCUUGGUCCUGUCAGCAGCUGGACGUCCAAGACGGUUGGCACUGUCAUCAAAUCAUUCGCUGCUUCCGCUGUGUCGCCACGUGCGGCCUCUACGGAGCUGAGUAACAAAGCCAUGUACCCCACGUUCCUGAGGACCAGUCCCCACACAGCGCUCUUCGCCAGGGUGGUCGUUGAGAUUCUGAAAAAACUACAAUGGCAGAGGAUCGUGUUGGUUUACGUUGACAAUGAGUAUGGCAGAGCCUUCUUCGACGAUCUGGCACAACUGGCAUUUGAUGACAAGAAAUGUGUUGUCCGUGCACUGGCAGUGAAGAAUGGAGAAUCCGUUGAUUACUACAAAGAGAAGUUUUCCACUCUUGCUAAAUCUGAUGUCAAGGGUGGAAUCAUCUGGGGCGUAUCAUUCACGCUGGAUGCAGUGCUACGAGCCUUAGACUCGGUUAUUGACACAAAACCAACCGUGGGAGAAAUACAGUGGAUCUUCAGCGACCUCUCUCUGCAAGAGACGUAUGAUCAGCGAAAAGUUACAAAAGGCGCUCUGCUGGUUCGGCCUGCGACCACUUUGAUAUCUGAAUUUAGAGAUUAUUUUGUCAACAUGGAACACAAUGUCGCUGCCCAGGCCUCAGAAAACCCGUGGUACAGAGAGUGGUACAUGUUGGCAAAUAAGUGCAAAUUGAGUGGAGUAACUAGCAAACCGUAUACUGACUUUUUAAACAACUGCAAUUUCAUACCAAAAGGAGACUUGACCAAAUUCGUCCAGUCUCCCUAUGUUGAUACAACAAUCAAGGCAGUUUACGUGUUUGCCGAAGCACUGCGCAAGGCGAGUGAGUUUAAAUGUGCGGGACAAGCAUCAUUCUGUGCCAACCUUAGAAACAUGGAUCCGCUAGAGUUUCACAACUCGUAUUUGAAGCAGGUGCGCUACACAUUCCAGGCGUCAGACGGGAUAGCCAGCCUAGUAGGGCAGACAGUCCAGUUUGACGGCAAUGGGGAUCCUCCAGAAUCCAAGCUUACAGUCUGGCAGUAUAAAAACAACCGAAUGCAACAGGUCGGUCAGUUUGAGAACAGUGUGCUGAAUAUGAACACAACUGACUUGCAGUUUUACAACUCGAGACGAGACAGCCCUCUGAGCCAGGUACCAACAUCUCUGUGCAUCGACAACACCUGCAUCGAUUGCAUUGUCCCAAACAACCCUGCCAAGAUCGUGCAGAUUCCCGGGGACAUUCUUCUUGGUAGUCUUACCCACCUGCGUGAAGAAGGUCACGAACCGUUUACCUGUGGCAAGGCUGAUACGGUUUCUCUUCAGAAUCUGGUGGCCAUCAAAUACGCACUCAGCAGGUAUUCUGAUGUUCUUCCUGCGAACACUCUAAAAAAUAUCAAACUUGGAGGACUUUUUAUUGGCGUCUGCAGCAGUACUGAUUUUGCUUCAUCUUUCCUCAUCAACCUGCUUAGCGGAGACCGCCUCUACCAAGAUUCUUUAAACAGAUACGUUGACCCGCAUAAGAUCAAAAUGUUCGUUGGAGCUUCAUUCUCAAGGAUGGUGAAGCAGACGGAUAUGAUUACCUCCAGCUUCAGAAUUCCAGAACUAGACUCGAGUGCCACCUCAGUUGCGCUUGCUAACAGAAAGUUAUACCCCUACUUCAGCCGGGCAGUUCCGUCUGACAAUGUGCAGGUGGCAGCAAUUAUGAGUUUCAUGAAAAAGAUGGGUUGGAAAUAUAUCCAGCUUGUAGUUCGUGAUGAUAUUUAUGGCGAACAGGCAACGCACGACAUGCAAGAGCACGCCAAACAAGCACAUAUAUGCAUUGCAUCAGUUCUCAAGUUUGGUAUGACAGGCGAACAGCUAGUCACUAAACUCUAUAACAAUUGGAAAGCGAAAAUCAUUGUUGUAUUUGGUUACAACUCUGACAUUAGAGUUCUCCUAAAAGGAUUGAGAGACAUGGCUGCUAAGAACGACUUCUUUCUGAUUGGGGCUGACCCAUGGGGAACACAACAGACCGUGAUACAGGGCUAUGAGAAUGAAGCAGCUGGCAAUGUCAUUUUUACAUUGGAGUCACCACAAAACCAGGGAUUUCGCAAAUACCUUGAUGAAACCUUUAACAGUCUUGAAAACAUACAGAAAGAUCCUAUAUUUUCAGACUGGUAUGAGGCUGAAUUUCAAUGCUAUAUGAAUGCUGGAACGAAAAAGAACUAUCAAAAGCCAUGUGAUCCUCCAGGGUUGUCAGUGUCUUCUAAAAUGUGGAUCUCUCAAUACACACCAGCACUGAUUUCAUCUGUAUAUACAUCGGCAUAUGCACUCCAUCAAACCCUUGUGGACGUCUGUGGCAGUGGCUAUACUAGUCUUUGUAACAAGGCACGUGUGUCACCAGAAUUCAGUGAGAAACUCCUUAACUACAUAAGAAAUAUAAAACUGAACUAUGUCGAGGAAGGGAGUCCUUAUUCCUUUGAGAUUAAAGAUGGUGAAGGAACACAGAACUUCAACAUUUACAAGAUUGAAAAUGGUCAAUAUUCAAAGGUUGGCACAUACAACACAAAAACUAUGUUCAUAAGCUCUGACUUGAAUUCCAACUCUGUCCAGAAGAGCAGUUACCUUGCUAAUUCAACCUGUACCGGUAUGUGUUAUCACUGUUACAUGUACCAGACACAGCCCAGAAUGUUCAUCCCUGGAGAUUUUAUUAUUGGUGCUUUAUUUGGCAUUUCUACUCCUGGAGGUGUUGGACCAUUUGAAUGUGGAAGUGAUACAACCACUAACGGUUUUCAAUACAGUGCUGCAAUGCAGUAUGCCCUAUCAACAGUCAAUUCUGGCAAAGCUCCUGUAAAGCUGAAUGGUCUUAGCAUUGGUGGUUUCAUUGAAGACCACUGCAGCAAUCCACGGCGAACCUAUAGUCUUUUGAAUGCUUUCUAUUCCGGACUGGUUAAAAAAACGAUGAUGAUGCAGGGUGUUGACACUAAUAAGUUGGUUCCAAGGAAUGUUGCUGCAUGGUUGACGGACAUGACUAACAGUUCUGCAGAAGCGUCAAGCUUUUUGCAGCAGUUUAAUAUUCCAGUUGUCAGUCCUUCUGCCACAUCCAGAUCCCUGAAAACCAACCCUACCUUUUACAGAGCCAUUCAGGGUGAAGAUACCAUUGCUAUGGGAAUUGUCAAACUGGCCAAAGCCCUUAAUUUUCCAUACAUACAUUCUGUCUAUGGACAGGAUUAUGAAAGUGGUGUGAAGUACCUAGAAGCAGCAGCCCAACAAGAAGGUAUAUGUGUUAUCCAAACACAUGUCAUUUCAGAGAAAUACAACAUUUCUGAAAUCGUAAAAGCGAUAAACACCAGCACUUCACAUGUCACAGUUUUAUAUCUAAGUCAGCAGGACAUGGAUACAUUUAUCGAAGCCAAGAGAACUGCAAAAGCUGAUAAACUGGUCUUAAUUUCACCCAAUCCCUUUGCAUCUGUGAUGGCUGGUGCAGGUAAUGCUGGAAAGAACAUGCUGGCAAUGAAGCUUAGAGCUCCACCUACUGCCAUGUCUGGCUAUCUGGCAUACAUCAACAACAUGAAACCAGCAGACAAUAAAUAUUUCGCUAAAUAUUACAUGAAAAUAUUCAAGUGUAAUCUUCCUGGUCAUUACAAUUAUAGACUGGCAUGUGGAACAAACCUUCAGGAUUUUUCAGCCGACCAAGUAAGCAACUUCGCAUUACCAACAAUAAAUGCAGUGUAUGCAGUUGUUGAUGCUCUGGACAAGACGCUCAGACAGUUUUGUGGAGAUUCGUAUGAUGGUCUUUGCACAGACUUUCAGAAUGCCAAUGAUGUGGAAACUGUGCUACUGCAGAACAUGAACCGAGUUUCCUUUGUAGAUCUAGCUUCAAAUACCUUUCAGUUCCGUGACCGCGAGGGCAACGCAGAUUAUGACAUCAUUAGAUAUACUGGCAGCCAAUACCAGACGGUUGGCAGCUAUGCUGGUGCAACUAUACAGAUCAUCAAUGAGAACAUUGGUGACCACUACAGGGUGGUCCAGUCUAGCUGCAGUGGAGGCUGCCUUCAGUGUAUCCAACAAGGACUUAACUUUACCUAUAUUCCUGGCGAUAUCCUCAUAGGAGGUUUGUUUGAUGUACAUCAAAAAAGCUUCAACCCAUUCACAUGUGGCAACAUCAAGACAUUGCACGGGUUCCAGCUGCUGGAGGCCUUCAACUAUGCUCUUGACCAAGUAAACAACAAGGAGGGAAUGUUUAAGAACAUCUUAAAAGGCAUUAGACUUGGUGGAGUUGGGCUUGACACAUGCGAAAGUGCCAUCAGAACUGGGUAUUUGGUGUCAAAUGUCCACAACAAACUAACCACCCUGGUACGCAGUGGAGACACGAUUGACCCCGAUGAUAUCGAUGUCUACAUUGGAUCAUAUUCCAGUGAUCAGUCCAUAUAUUUAGCACGGAUUUUGAAGGAUCUGGAAAUCCCACAAAUUAGUUAUGCAUCUACAUCCACUCAGUUGAAAGAUCAGUUCAGAUACCCAUACUUCUUUAGAACAGUUCCAGCUGAUGAUCACCAAGCACGUGCUAUGGUGAACUUCUUGGACAAGUUCAAUCUGCGCUAUGUGCAGGUAGUUUACACACUCACAAAUUAUGGCGAGUUUGCUGCAAAAGCAUUCAAAAGACUUGCACCUGAAUAUAGAAUUUGUGUCGCACAGAUGGUUCUCUUUCCAGACAAUGGAACCGUGUCUAAAGAAAGUAGUAAUGACGUCAUUACUGGGCUGAUGCAGAAACCUUUGGCAAACACCAUUGUGGUUUUUGCUGGUACCAAUUAUAUCAAUGCUUUCCUCAAGGCUGUGGAGAGAAAUGAAAAUGCCAAGGGAAAGUUCCGAUUCCUUGGUUCCGAAACGUGGGCUAAUAACGAAGAUGCUUUCACUGGAGUGGAAAAGACUGCUUUGGGGUCUGUCACAUUGAACAUUCAGACUAAAAACAUUAAUGACUUUGACUUGUAUUUAGAAAGCAAAAGUCCAGCCAAUGCGCAAGAUAACCCAUGGUUCAAUGAAUAUUACGAAGCCAUUCACAACUGUUACUUGACGAAGUCUGAUGGCCGUUACACAAAGCAGUGUCAAACAGAGCCAGAGAAACUGUCGACGAGCAUUCACUACAAACAGGAUUCCGGCAUCCUGCAUGUCAUCAACAGCGUCUAUUCUGCAGCUUUUGCUGUUGACAAGGCCGUCAAGGAGGUGUGUGGAGAGAACUAUGUAACGAUAUGUGAGACAUACAAGAAGAAGUCUGAUCGCCGAAGCCUGGUGCUCCAACAGUUGCAGAAUGUCUCCUUUGUAGAUCCUACACACGAGCAGUUCAGCUUCUCCAACCUGAUGGACCCUGUUGAAGAUAAAUUUCAGUACAGCCGAGAGGGAAGCAAGGGAUAUCAGUUUUACUCCAUAGUUGUCAGGCCAAUAAAGAACAAGGAAGGAUAUGACUAUAAAGAGAUUGGAACAUAUUCGAGUUCUGGUAAGCUCGAGAUCUCUGAAUAUCUGCCAAACUGGGACAGUAGCUGUAACCGAGACGACUCUUGCACAGAGUGUCCUCAGAUCAGAAAUAGCCGUGCAGCUCGUUACUCCAUUCUGAACCCAACAGCAGGAUCUAGUGACAAACCCCUCACAGUUAUUGGGGUCUUUGACAUUCACAAGCAAGGAAUGGAUCCAUACAGGUGUGGUGACUUGGAAUUCAGUGAUGGAUUUCAGCAAUUUCUUGCUUUCUGGUACACGUUCCAUUUGCCGGAAUUCAGACAGAUUAGAGCAAUAGCCAUUGAUACAUGUUCCAACAGUCUACGACUUGAUCAGGAUCUGUGGAACCUAAUGGCAGGCCGAGGGUUGUGCAGCGAGAUAUUCAGCAAACGAGAUCAAGUAGCACUUUCUAAUAUUGGAGGAGUCAUUGUUAUGAAUGACCGCAAUACACUUGCUGCUGCCAGAGUUCUUGAUCCUUUGAAAGUCACUUACAUCUCCCCUAGUGCACGAUCGGUUCUCUUUAACAACACCGAUGCAUACCCAUAUCUAGCCAGGACGAUAUCCCCUCGUGGGCAACUCCUCAAAGUCUUAGCUGAUAUUUUUGAAAAAACUGGCUGGGACUACGUUAUGGGUAUUGAAUCCUACUGGCAGUUUGAAAAAAGUGGACAGCAAGAGUUUGUAACAUUAUCCACUGGCAAGUCAUGUUUGCGAUCAACUUACAAUCUGCCUGUUAAUCCUACUGAUCAAGAUUUCACAAGUGCCGUCCAAUCUCUAGAAGAUCAAAUGGGAUCGCAUGUGGUCGUUCUCUUUACAACCAAAGAAGACACAAUCAGAAUCAUUAAGGCUGCAGCGAGACGCAACGUACUCGACAAGUUCCUGUGGGUCUUUACUGAUGUGUCUGCCGUUGAUGUCGGCCAAUGGGACUUGCCACCUAAUGUUGCCUUUAAGGCUCUUGUACUCAGCCUGCGAAACACUGAGGUACAGUACUUCAAAGAGUAUGUCGCUGGUCUCGACUACACGCCCACUGGUAAUCUGGCCGGGCAGAAAAUCCCAAAGGAGUGGUUUGAUGAAUAUUAUCAGAAAUUACACAAGUGCAAGCUGAUGGAUACUAAUGUCCCACUCAAAGAAUUUACCACCAUCUGUGACAAAAAUGCAACCAUCUCAGCCUCCGAUGUUCUACAAAACCCAUAUAUCCUGCCCACCAUCGCAGCUGCGUAUGUCAUGGGGAAUGAGCUGAAUUUGUACAAGAAAAGAGAGUGUGGUGCUCGCUCGGUACCCGAUUGUCUGAGUAAAACGGAAGCAAGAGAGACCAUAUUGAGCAAUGUACUGAAAACAACAUGGCCGAACAUGAAGCGAGACAUUGGGAUUGAGCGUACCGAAGAUUUCACUUUUAAAUUCAAUAAUUACAGGUUCUGGGAUAUUGGCUACAACGUGCAGAUCAUUGACGUCAACCCGAAAGAAGGCUCGAAAGUCAGUGUGGUCGGUGAAUGGAAUGGAGAUAAACUUACAAUUAGCGAUGAGGAUCUGCUAAAAACCUUUACCUCAACCUGUCCAGAAAACCAGCUAUGUGGCUGCACCCAACCAGAAUCUGGUGGCCAACAGCAACAGACCGGACCUUCUACUACGACGGGACCUCGAAACUUUUUCCUGUACAGCAGAAACGGGGAACGGAUGUACGAUUGGCCAGUGUGGGCUAUAGCCGUCGCUGUCCUCACCAGCAUCGGAAUCUUCGUCACCAUCAUGAUCCUCAUCUUCCUACUUAUUUUCUACCCCAUCAGAGGAGGAACCACAGUCCUCGGUUUCCUCACUAUUCUUGGAAUCCUUGGCAUCUACGGUGUGAACUUUGCCUUCUUCCUACCAGCAUCAGAAGUGAUCUGUGCUGCAAGGCGUUUGGUCAUGGGUAUCGUCUACAUGAUCGUCUUCGCCUGUCUGCUCGUGAAGGCCGUCGACAACUGGCGCUACAGCGACACUGAGUGGGAAGGCAAGCGUUACAGGGGCAUCACGAGCGCAUGCGCCCUCUUUCUGUGCGCCAUCGGCCUUGUCUGUAUCCAAGCCAUCAUUCCAAUAGAGUGGCUUAUCCUCGUUCGCCCCACUGCCGAGAAAGCUCAGGGCAGCAUCCAUGACCUCUGGUUCUGCCACGCCAUCGACGACACCUACGAUGUCGGUCUCGUGCAGUCCUUUAUAUUUGUGAUGGUGAUCGUGGCCUUGACGGCCAUAGUGGCCAUGCUGUCGUGGGACAGUGAUAACAAUUACUACGAGUCUCGCUGGAUCCUCGUCAGCUGCAUCUGCACGGCCGGCUGCUUCCUCGUCUGGAUGAUCGUGUCCACCAACGCUGGGUAUACGUUCAGAGAUCCCACUGUCGCCAUCGCUAACUUCGUCAAUGCUACGUUGCUGCUGCUGUGUAUACCGCUACGCAAAGCGGUGCUGCUUAUUGUGAUGAGGAAUGAGGAGAAAAAAGAAAAAGAAGCUGAGGUCCCUUAUCGCAAUGGAUAUAAUGACGUGUAUACAAAUGACGCUUACGAUCCCGAUUUCAUCGAAUUCCAGAGACAGGAUUCCAAACAGGAAUCUGAUGCAAAGGCUAUUUCUGGACUGGCAUACACCGGUGCUUACACCCAGAAAACAACCUGUCUGUCGAGGCGAUGUCCCAAAACGAAUAUUGAAACGGGGACGGGUGGCGAUCGUGAAACAAGGAAUUGGUGUCAUUUGGCAUUUGCAGGCACCAUGGACCUCCAGUUAUCUAGUAUAAUUGUUGUCCUCUUGAUAACAAAAAUCUCUGGUCAAGGGACAUUAGUACGGCAGUCUUGUAGUGCCACACAGACAGAGACAGAAAUCCAAGCUGAUGCACAUGCUUUCAUUGGUGGUCUUGUUUCAAUGCAUCAGGAAGGAGCUCAUGGCUAUGGCUGUGGGGAUAUUGAAGGAGAUAUGCAGUCUUAUGAAGCCAUCAGAUGGGCUAUUGAAUUGUUAAAUAAAGAGAAAAUCGAAUAUAAUGGCCAGUUCCUCACAGACACGUAUGUUCCUGGGAUUAAAAUAGGAAUGAAAGUACAAGAUUACUGUGGCAGGUCAUCAACAGCUGCUUACAAAGCAGAGUCAUUUUUUCCUGGAUUGUCGACUGAUUCACUCUCCUGCACAAAUUCUACAGCAAAUCUUACAUUGGGUGUUAUUGGAGCCUAUAAUAGUGGUGCAUCGAAAGAGGUUUCCACAUUUGGUGCAAAAUUUGACAUUCCUGUCAUCUCGUUCUCAGCGACAGCUACCGUGCUGACCAAAUCCCCCGACUUUCCCACUUUUAUGAGAACUGUCCCACCAGAUAGCAAUCUGAUGAAGGUAGUUGUGACCGUGUUGAAGAAGAUAAAAUGGACGUUCGUGGUAGUUGUAUAUACGGACAACACGUACGGCCGAGAGAGUCUAGGUGAGAUUCGACCUCUUCUCAACUCCGCAGGGAUCUGUCUGACCACCGCCAUUCAGACAUCAUCUACAGACGUCCGAGAUGAAACAAUCGAUCCUAUCUUUCUUCAGCUCAGUGACAUGGUGGAUGACAAAACUGAUGACUCUAUAAUGGGUGUUCUCUAUCUAGGAUCGAACGCCGUGGCAAGUGCUCUCCUUAAAAGAGCACCACAUCAUUAUUCAGCCGGCUCGGGCAAAAUACAGUGGGUCUUUACAGAUUCUGUUUCACUGAAUGCAAAUUUCGGCAGCAACAUGUAUCCCCGUGGUAUGCUGGUUGUCGUUCCCGCAUCGCGUUUUAUUGUCGAGUUUGAAGAUCACUGGGUACGAAUAAAUGAAACUGAGUUACGAGCGGAGAAUCCUUGGUUUCAGCAGUGGUAUGAGAAAGAAUAUGGCUGCAGUCUGGCUGGCCCAGCAAAUAAGUGUGUUCUGAGGACCGAAGAAGAGAAGCGUAAGUCGUUCACGCAGGACAGUUUUGUUGAACCAGCGGUGCAUGCCGUGUAUGCGUAUGCUCGUUCAUUGCGAGAUGCGCAGCAGGACAAGUGUGGGGCGGGCUCAUCUGGGGUUUGUGACCAGCUUCUUGGGAUGCAGUCGGACGACUUUCUCAAGAACUACUUGAUGAAGGUGGACUUCACAUACAGCAUGGAUGAGCGAAUCGCCAGCAUGGCCUCCUACGAGUAUGAGCCAUACAAAGCGGCGGCCACUUUGAAGUUCGAUGCCAAUGGCGACAUCGAGGAUCCGAAGUUUGACAUCUGGAACUUCAAUGAUGUGCCCAUCCGGGGAGUGCAAGGUUUUCGCUUUAGAAAAGUUGGUUCCUACGUCAACAACUACCUCGACAUCAAUGUUAACAACAUCCGUAUGUACCAGACUGACCGCACCGUGGCAUUUGUUAACCUCCCAGCAUCGUCCUGCCCCACGACAGGCUGCAAACCUUGCCUUGGUGAUCCCGUCAGCUCUAAGUAUCUCUUCGUCAAUGGUGAUAUCAUCAUCAACGGCAUCUUUACUCUGCACUCGAAAGGUACGUCGCCGUUCAGCUGUGGAUCGUUUGACAUGAGCAGCCGGUCGGGAGCCCAGGCGAUGGAGGCGUUUGUUUACGCUGUGAAGAACGUGAAGACCAAGUUCGGCAACAUCUUGAAUGGUGUGGAACUCGGUGGUCUGGCUUUCGACGACUGCUACAACCCUUCGUACGGGCCGAGUCUGAUAUCACAAGUACAGAAGGGAUCACUGCAAGUUCACGAUCUCCAGGGCAACAUGCUGAAACCACAGUCGGUAGAUGCUUACGUGGCCUCCCACACAUCCACUUUAACUCUCCCGGUGGCAGAUCUGAUGAACACGCUGAAGCAUCCACUCGUAGCUUAUGCCAGUGGCACGACAGUCCUGGAUGACCGAGCCAAGUAUCCGUAUUACGUUCGCGUUCACGAGGGCAUCGCGCUACAGAUACCAACUAUCAUUUAUCUUUUGAAGAAGUAUAAGUGGUAUCAUAUCCAGACGGUUGUUGUGUCAGGUGAUGCAUAUUCAAGGAAUGGCAACGAUGAGCUUAAACGUCUGGGCGCCAAAGAAGGAAUCUGUGUCGUGGCCGAGAAUGAACUGGAUGAUGACAUCGUUUCAAAGCUGCGGAGGAGGAGCUCCGUCAUGCCGGUGGUUAUCAUAGCUCUACAACAGCACAACCGCAGAUUCUUAGAGCGUAUUGCUGCAGACAAUGCUGGGGGCGAGUUUGUAAUCAUUGGAUCUGCCACCUGGGGUGAUUCGAUGAAACUUAUCGAUGGUCUAGAAUCGGUCGCAGAUGGUAUAAUAUCGUUGAAGGGUCGUCGAUAUUUUCCCACCAGUUUUUUGACGUAUUUGACAGCACUUCGUGUUGAUACAAAUAAGAGAAAUCCAUGGUUUGCAGAAUGGUACGAAGCCAUGCAUGACUGCUACAUUGGACCAGACAACCCAAAAGGAUAUGCAAAUAACUGUUCGGAUGUCUCAAAUACCCCAAUCACAUCUGGUAAAAACUUCCAUCUCGACGACUACACAAUGUUUAUCAUCAAUGCAGUCUAUGCUGUUGCAUAUGGUUUGGACAAGACACUUGUGGCUCUUUGUGGACAAAACUAUAACGGAGUUUGUGGAAAUUACAUCAACGCUGCCAACCAGGCGUCAGUACUUAUGGAAAAUAUCCGAAAGGCUACGUUUAACAUUGACGACACUAGCCCGGUGGAGAUGUUCAAGUUCUUUGGUAACAGUGGUGACAUCCCAUAUGAGAUCUACAACUUCAGAAGCAAUGGAAAUAAAUACAUCAAGGUAAUGGAAUACAAAGUCAGCACGAAAGAGUCCAUAGAUAUGCCGGGCACAGAAAUGAAAACAUACGGCGGUGCCUCCCCUGAGUCCAUUAAACCUACUUGUCCUGGCUUCUGUCCGGAGUGUAUGUACAUGUUCCACAGUCAGAAGUACAUGUACAUUAACGGAGACUUGGUUAUUGUUGGCAUAUUUGAUGUCCAUCGGCAAGGCCUCAACCCAUUUGGCUGUGGGUCCCUGCGUGAUGUCAAUGGUUUUCAGUAUACCGAGGCAUUUAAGUUUGCCAUUGAUUACAUCAACAGCGGUAAGUUUCCUAACCUGACGAUGAUCCGCAGUGGAUUCAAGCUUGGUGGUCUUCUUCUCGAUGGCUGCACAUCUCCGGAACGUUCGACCACUGUUGUCAGUAGCCUUCUGGGUGGACUCCUCAAUCUGAAAGCUCCAGACAAUGAGCCAAUCAGAAUAAGAAAAUUCCGUGGCUUCUUCACAUACAACAGCCAGAGUACGAUCAACAUUGCGGAGAUGCUGAGUCCAGUGAGGUUCCCCGUGCUCAGUCCAGCAGCCACGUCGCCGGUCCUCAUGGACAAGACUCGCUUCAACACUCUGUUCCGAACGAUCCCGAGCGACAAGCACAUCGCCCAGGCCAUGGCCAAUCUAGCCAAAGCAAUGGGGUGGAGUCAUGUGAUGACUCUCAACUCUCCAGACACCUCAAGCCGAGACACCCUGAAGGAGUUCCGUAAGCUGAUUGAGGAAGAUAAUACUUGCAUCUUGGCCUCGUUUGAGUUUGUCACUGAUGGAAGUCCAACUCUGAUCAUGCAGUCAAUGGCUCAGGUGAAGACACAAGUGGUUAUGGUGUUCGCAGAACCCGACAUGCACAUUGGUGAACUGCUGGAGGCUAACAAGGCCUUGUCUCCUGGGGUCAAAUUCAUCUACGUUUCAAACCGCUACUGGGACGUUACUGAGAAGUCUCCAGGUCUUAAGGACGUCAUCAGCAAGUCCAUCUUCUUCCAGAUGUCUAAUCCGGUCAUCACAGACUUUAUAAAUCACAUGACAAUGCUGAACCCACAGACAUCAGCGAACCCCUGGCUGGCCGAAUACUACGAGAAGAUCAAGGGUUGCAGUCUGGACGGCAUGACCUCUGGUUUACCCCGCUGUUCUUCUCCUCUCAGGCUGUCUGAUCGUGACUUCAAACAAGACAUCCGAGUGCUGUCCACAAUAAAUGCAGUUUUUGCCCUUGUAAAGGGGAUUGACGAUGCCAUGACUGAGGCUUGUGGAGGAGGCUAUGAUACCUCGUGUAAUACAAAGUUUGAGAGUAUACUGAGCUUCAUAGACUUAGCUCGCUUCAAGGACCUCUCAGACCAGACCUUUGAGUUCAUUGAAAGAGAAGCCAAUAGAGGAUUCAUCAUGAAGCAGUAUAAGAUGGACAAUGGAAACGUCUCACCUCGGGAAAUUGGUACUUACUGGAAUGGUUUGACCAUCACUGACCAGCAGUAUCUGAAGGAUGAGUUUUCCAAGCUCAACAUCAGUGGAACGUGUGGUGAUGAAUGCCGUGAAAUAUGUAUACCAUCCAGCACAAACUUUAAAGACUUUUCCUAUAUUUAUGGAGAUAUAUAUUUAGUUGGUUUGUUUGACAUCCACCGCAAAGGUAAAGACAGCAAUCCAUACGGCUGCAGCGGCAUCAACAACAGACAUGGCUACCAGCUCCUGGAAGCAUUCAACUUCGCUCUCGAGUUUGUCAAUGACAAGAAGGGAAUCUUCAAAGACCUGUUACCAGGCGUUGACAUUGGUGGCAUUGGUCUCGAUGUUUGUCAGAAUCCUCUCCGAGCAGGAAACCUUGUUGCCAAUAUCCACAGCAGAAACAUUAAGCUGCAGCAAGGAACCGUGCGCCCCAAUCCCGACUACUUCGACAUGUAUAUUGGACCAUUUGACUCCGAGUCAGCCAUUAGAGUCGCCGAUGUGCUCACGCCUAUAUCCAUUCCACAGAUUACCUACGGAGCAACGAGUCUGGAGCUUCAGAACCAGUACAAGUACAGAUACUUCCUGAGGUCGGUUCCGGCUGACGACAAGCAAGCCAGAGCGAUCAUCUCCUACCUGAAGAGAUGGGACAUCGAUAAUGUUCAGAUCAUCAGCACCUUCGACAGUGUUGGUGAAAAGGGCAAGGAAGAGUUUAUCCGACUGGCCUAUCUGAACAGAAUCUGUGUUUCUCAGAACAUCACAAUCGGGGAGCAUGGCCCGGUGACAACCGCAGAAGCUCGUGAGACUCUGAAGAUGGUAAAAUCGAAGACUUACGCUAAAGUUGUCAUACUCUUCGUGGAUGAUCCCACACCCAUAUUGGAAGUGGUGGAGACCAGGAAGGAAAUCUAUGAGGGAUACUUCUUCAUUGGUACUGAUAAGUGGGGAUUCGACAAUGAUCUCCUGACAAAGAUACCCAAUUUGAUUAGAAACGAAAAUGCCAUGACCCUCGAUAUUGAGACAGCUGAUGUUCCAGAGUUUGAUGCGUACCUGGAGAACAAAAUGCCUUCAAACUACGAGAGAAACGGCACUUGGUUUAUUGAAGCUUUCCAAGAGGCUCAUCGCUGCUACCUUUUGCAGACGGCAAAGUCUCUGUACCCUCGCGCCUGCAGUGACAAGUCCGAUUUUGGAAUGUCUCGCGCCGACAACUACGUACAAGAUCCUUACGUCCUCUAUGUUGUCAAUGCUGUGUUUUCAGCGGCCAUUGGAAUCCACAACUCCCUUAAGGGACUGUGUGGAAACAACUACUAUGGCAUCUGCUCGCUGUUUCUGACCAGUGGAGAACGCAGAGAGAGGAUAUUCCAUGGAACCCAGGAGGCCAAAUUCACAGACAACACGAAACAGCCAUUUUACUUCACUCCAAGCGGGGAGAGUGACCGAGGUUAUCAUCUGUAUAAACCAGAGAUGCUGCCCAUGACCACAGACUACCAGUAUACAAAUAUUGGCAGUUACAAUGACACACACUUCCUGAAGCUGUGGAUCCAGUACGGGAUCAGCGAGCAGUCCGUGUGUCAGGUGAACGAUGAGUACAAGUGUCCGUGCGUGUUUCCCGAACACAAGCCAUCUCGCUACAUGCUGGUCGACGCACCCUUCAAACAGUUCGACUUGAACCUCGUGUAUGUGGGAGCAAUCCACGACCGCGACCCCGACAACGCGUUCCAGUGUGGCCCCAUAUUCUCCGACUGGCACUUCCAGCAGUUGAUGGCCUUCUUCUACGCCAUUGAGCUCGUCAACAAGGAUCGGAACCUGCCCGGCUCCAUCAAGCUGGGAGGGCUGGCCCUUGACACCUGCAACCAGCCCAUGAGGCUGGGCCAGGACAUGUACAGCCUGCUGAGUGGCACGGCCAUGUGUAACAGUGGCAGUGUGGGGCAGGUGAUCGCACCGAAGACCAUCGUCAGCGUGAUCCCGUUCAGCAGCCACAACUCCAUCCUUCUCAGCGGCAUGCUCUCGCCUCUCAAGGUGACCAUGAUCAGUCCCGCAGCAACGUCCGUGGAGCUGAGCAACAAACACUUCCACCCGUACUUCCUACGCACCGUUCCUCCGGACAACAUCCAGGCUGUGUUGAUGCUCGAAGUGCUCCGAUCCUUUGGCUGGACUUACGCGACAGUCAUGUACUCAGACUCCAUCUAUGGAAGGUCUGCAGUGAAUGCUCUAUUGGGGUCGGCUAACACUCAAGCCACACGCUCUUGCAUUGCCAAUAAGAUCGAGUUAGCUGGAGACCUAACCUUAGCGCAGGCUGAGCGGGCAGUAGAUGUUGUGAGUCAGCAGGUUGGGGCCAAUGUUGUCAUCCUUUUUGUCGAGCCUCAUCAAAUCCGUCUUCUCCUCCAAGCCACGAGAAAUAAGGGUCUCACCGGCCGGUUUGUGUGGCUGGCCAGCGAUUACUGGGGCAGCAGCCAUGCUGUGACCAAGGGUCUUGAAGAAGAGGCUCGGGGAGCGAUCUCCAUCCAGAUCCGGUCGGAAAAUGUCGGGGGCUUCAUUGAAUACAUGAUGUCGCUUACACUAAAGAAUCGGCGCCACAUCCCAGAUGACUGGUUUGAGGAGUUCUACCAGACCAUCCACAACUGUCGUCUGCUCAACUCCAUCGUCACGCGACACUUCCCCAAGAUCUGUUCAGGGCAGGAGCGGAUAACUGCGGACAUGGUGAAGCAGGACAACUACAUCCUGUCAACCAUCAUCUCCGUGUUCAUGGUGGCGUAUGGCCUGAACAACAUCGAGGCUUGUCGCCAGCUCCCCAUCGACGUGUCGGCAUGUCUCGCACUGCAGCAGGACCAACGCCGAGACAUGAUCUUUAACGGGAUCAAGACUGCUCAGUGGGCCGUUCUGCCUGAAGACCUGAAGAACAAUAGCUUCCAGUUCCGUUUCACCGACGAAGGUUACGGUGAUAUCCGAUACAACAUCCUUAACUACUACAGGAAUCCGGAAAUUGACCAGUACGUCUAUCAGCAGAUCGGCUUCUACAAGAAUGGUUUGACACUUCAAAAGGGUCUGUACAAGGGUAUUGGCAACCUGGACAGUGGUGUGUAUCCAACCUCCAAGUGUCCAGCUGGUUCCAGCUGCCAGUGUUUGGCUGCCAACGGUAUCACCCUCAUCCCCUACAUAUCGGAGGGUUCGAUUUUAACCAGUGGCACUAAAAACGUGAUCCGAACCGACUGGUCCUACUUUGACGUCCUCACCGGCAACACGGUCGGCAUCCCCAUGGCUAAGUCUCGCUUCCCACAGAUCUGGGCCCUUGUUGUGGCGACGCUGGCGGGAAUUGGGGUCUUUGUUUCUGUGUGCAUGUUCAUCUACCUGCUGGUUGUGUACCCGGUCCGCGGAGGAACGUCCAUCCUCGGCUUCAUCCUCGCCUUCGGCAUCAUUCUCCUGUAUGCUCUCGUCUUCGCCUUCAUCGCCCACGCUGACGGUCAGAUCUGCGCCUUGAGGCGGUUCUGCCUGGGAAUCGUCUACGCCAUCUGCUACAGCGCCCUCUUCGUGAAGCUGGUCGACUGUUGGAGGGGCCGCCGGAAGGACGAGGUCAAGUACAACAAGCUGGGCAGACCGUGCGGCUUCCUCAUGGUGGUGCUGCUGCUCAUCGGAGUCCAGGUGAUCAUCGCAGUCGAGUGGCUCAUCCUGGUUCCGCCUACCUUUGACCGAGUCCUCUACAACGGCUUCCUGUGGCCGCGGUGCGCGCCCAUCGACGUCUACGACCUGGGUCUCGUGCUAUCGCUCAUCUACGUUAUGAUCCUCAUCGUCCUCUGCGUCAUCUUUGGAUUCGCCACAUUCCGGAAGUCAAAGAACCACCACGAGUCGAGGUGGAUUCUCGGUAUCGCUGUCCUCAGCAUCCCGACGUGGGUGAUCUGGUGCCUGGUGGCCACAAUCGGAGUCCUGAAGGUCCGUGAUGCGGCUGUUGCUAUCGGUCUGCUCAUCAAUGCCACCAUCAUGCUGCUGUGCGGACCGCUGAGGAAACUUUGGCUGCUUUCAAAAUAUCAGGCACUCAUCGAGGAGGAAGAGCUGGAAUAUGAAAAAGAAAAAGUAGGUAAUGAUUACGAGUACGCCUCGACAUACGGCCACCAGUAUGACAACGCACCGCGACUGCAUGAAGGCUCUGUGAGGGGUCACUUCCAGGCCCAUUACGCCUCCUCCUCCCAGCCACACUACAUGGACUCCUCAACAGUCUCUGUACGGAAUACUGGCACCUCGACCUUCACCUCCAGGUCAGUCUCCCAGCCUCAGUCUCCAACAGUGGUUGUGUCUGAGGGACGUGGGUUCGAGUCUCACCACUCUGGAGGUGGUACGGUCUUCAUGAAUGACACCUUUGAGUCUGGGCACUCCGAUGGUGGUAUGGUAGUCCUGUCUGAAGGACGUGGUUUUGAGUCUGAAGGACGUGGUUUUGAGUCUGAAGGACGUGGUUUUGAGUCUGGAGGUGGUACCGUCGUCGUGACAGAAACCUUUGAGCCUGGGCACCCAGGUGGUGUGGUGAUCACGUCUGAAGGACAAGGGUUCGAGUCUCAUCAGUCUGGAGGUGGUACCGUCGUCAUGACAGAAACCUUUGAGCCUGGGCACCCAGGUGGUGUGGUAAUCACAUCUGAAGGACCAGGGUUCGAGUCUCAUCAGUCUGGAGGUGGUACCGUCAUCGUGGAUGAGCCUGGCUACUCGGAAGGUGCUACCGUCUUCACAUCAGGAGGUGGCUUUGAGCCUCAGGGUGAUGAAAUGUCGACAGUGAUUCUGCCGGACGACUCGCACCCUUACGAAGAUCCCGCAGUCUUCAUAUCGAGCAGCUCUGAGCCUUACAACGGGGAGGGUGCCACAAUCUUUGUUGGAGGGGGUUCCCAGUCUUCGCAGGGUGAGGUCGUCAUAGCAAGCUCGUCUCAACCUCACCGGGUUGAUGCCUCUGCAGUUGGUGGAACUGUGCAGAUGGUGGAAGUGACUCCUGGUUCUGGUUAUAACCCGUAUGAAGAUAUCGACAUGAGAGGUUAAGUGAAUUUCCAUUCUACAAGUUUGGCUAGAUGUAUUUGCCCCUGACGAUAAACAAACUUUGAUGAUGAAGAACAUAGACAAGGAUUACAUGGACUUCCAGGACAGACACAGAGAUGUGUUUAGUUUGCUGCAGGCUUGGUUGCAUUUGAAAAAAUGCUUCGUGUUGUCAGUCCAUUACAAGACAAACAUUUUAUUCUCUUAAAACUGCACAACUUGCAGUAUAGACAAAACGUGAACAAAAUUGAGUUUAAAACAGUUUUUCUGUAGUGGUAAUGGACAUAUUACUUGAUUACAAUUAGCUCUGGAGAAUGACCAUCUUGAUGACAUAAAUACACAUGUGUCUGUGUAGUUGACACAAAAGUGACUUUUUACUUAAAUAAAUAAAAAUAAAGUAACAAUAUUGAAGCACACUAAACCUGUGGUAACAAUUCCUUACUUUAACGUAGCUGGUCUCAUAAUUUGGAAAACCGAUUUCAAAACCAUUGCCUAAUUUUGUACAUGUAUUAUUAUAUGUAAUAAAAUGUUUUAAGCCAAACGUCCAAAUGGAUAUAUUUUUGCAUCUAAAUAAAGACCACCUGCUCAUAGCUGACUCAUUUUGUAUAUCACUUGAGUGGUCUUUAUAUACAUGUUUGUGUAUGUGUCUUGUCGUAGGUGAUGUUAAGAUUGGUCAUUACAUAUCUCGUCAUCCAUGACAGUAAAAAUCAUGUGUCGAACCAGAUAACUGUGGGUUCAAUUCUUGGUGACUGUUUUCCUUACAGAAACUAUAAUGUGUUAAAAGGUUUUAGUAUUAUUAGAAAAGAAAGAAAGGAAAUGUUUUAUUUAAUGUCACACCCAAAACAUUUUUAAUUAUGCUUAUAUGGCUUCAGACAUAUGGUUACGGGUCAAACCGAUAAUGAGAGAGAAAACCUGCUGCCUUCAUUCCAUGGGCUACUCUUUUGAAAAGCAGGAAGGGAUUGUUCAUAUGCAACAUCCCACAGUUGGGAUACUACAUACCAUCACCUUUGUUAUACCAGUUAUGGAGCAAUGGUUUAUCUACAAAUAUUAUUAUUAGAAAAGAUUAAUAAACAUUUUAUGUCAUUUGUUUAUUAUGUAAGUAUAAAACUAGUGAAUUAAUAUCUCACAUAUGUUCAUUGGGUAUUAAUAAAAACUAGGUUUAUUGCAACUUAUAAAUUCAGUUUGUUGAAUUGAAAAAAAAUAAAAAAUUAUUUCAUAUUUUAUUUACAUUAUUUAGACAAACAUUUGUUAAGUAACUGUUAUAAGAUUCUUUAUUUGUAUCAAAUCUAUUUCAUAUUUUCACAUUUUCAUGAUUUACUCAUUCAGGUAUCUUUGGUCUUUUCAGGCCAAAUGAAAGCUAUUGGUAUAAAAAGAAGGUUUUUUAAAAAAAGAAAAAAGAUCAGUUUUGUACAUUUGUAUUAAAUAGAUUAUGUAGCCCACUGUAUGUAUUUUCGAUAUAUUACAUUAGUUUAAAAUAUUCACAGAUUUGUUAGUAGAUUGUCUAGUAUAUCCAGGUUUUAUCUUUACUUGUGAAACCUAGUCCAGACUUUAGACUUUAGCAGUGUCAUAUGACUUAAAUUGCAAGGUGUAUUCCAACAAUAUAGCAAGAUUUCACCAAAGACUGUGAGUUUAGACUAGUUUUGUCAGCAUAUAGCCUAGAUAACCAUGCCAAUUUAAAAAAAUUAAAUGGUUGUUUAUUUCAAUGAAAUCCCUCUUCCCCCCCCCCCCCCCCCCAAAAAAAAAAGAAAAGAAAAGAAAGAAGAGUACUUACUAAACUAUUUUUUAUUUCAAUGUGUCCUGUAUUGCAUAGGCCCUAUACAAUGAGUGUGAUGUUAUAAAUAUUAUGUUUAUACUAUUAAUGAAAAAAUAUGUGUAUAUCAGUAAUAUAAGUUCACAUCGCAGUGUUUAUAACGAUUGAUUGGCUGAAAAAUAGAAAGGUAGAUGUUGUGCUUUAGAAAAGAGAAAUCUAUCAAAUUUAUAUACUUGUAUAUAAAGAUAUUUUAUAUAUGUAAUAAAAUUUUAUUAUUUUGUAAA